Messenger RNA from Postia placenta MAD-698-R-SB12, 870 nucleotides. RefSeq lists its product as hypothetical. The record is from RefSeq and is a predicted model, not a curated record. The coding region runs from base 1 to 870 and encodes 289 amino acids. Lineage: Eukaryota; Fungi; Basidiomycota; Agaricomycetes; Polyporales; Adustoporiaceae. The transcript has 4 exons.
AUGGACGCAGAGCGCAAAGUGUGGUUUAUCACUGGCACGUCUUCCGGCUUUGGCAAGCGCCUCGUCGCGUCUGUCCUCGCACGCGGCGACUACGUCAUCGCCACCGUCCGCAACCUCGAGAGCUUCACCCUCCCCGACGGCGACCGCUCCCGCCUCCGCAUCGUCGUCCUCGACGUCGCCGACACCGCCGCGAACAUCCAAAAGACCGUCGACGAGGCCCUCUCAUUUUGGGGGCGCAUCGAUGUCCUCGUCAACAACGCCGGCUACGGCAUCAAGACGCUGCUCGAGGAGGGAGGCGCGGCCGCCGCCCUGAAGCAGUUCCAGACAAACGUGUUCGGCGUCAUGAACGUCACGAACGCCAUCCUCCCCCAGAUGCGCGCACGCAGAUCAGGGACCGUCAUCAUGAUGGGCAGCCGCUCCGUCUGGAAGGCCGACACGCCCGCCGGGGGCUUCUACGUCGCCUCAAAAGCCGCCGUGCACGCCCUGGGCGAGUCGUAUGCAUGCGAGCUCGCAGAGUUCAACGUCCGCGUGACGAUCUGCGCGCCGGGCGCGUUCCGCACGGAGAACGUGCACAACGUGCCGUACACGUACAACGAGCACAUCCCCGCGUACGACGCGUUGCGCACCGAGAGCAUGAGUCGCUUCGCUGCGGUCACCAAGCACGCGCGCGGGGACCCCGCCAAGGCGAUGGAGGUGCUCGUCGACGCGGUGCGCGGGGAGGGCGGCGCGGCGGGGCGCGAGCUGCCGCUGUAUCUGAUGCUCGGCAACGUGACGUAUGCGCAUGUGCGCGCGAGCUGCGGGCGCAUGCUGCGCGAGAUGGAGGAGUGGGAGGACGUCGCGAAGGACCUGGACUUUGACGUCGAGAGCUGA